AUGUUAAGAAACUCAACCGGUAUAAAUAUGCCCACGUACCAAACGCAAGACGCUCCUCUUCUUCCCUCCUCUCCACAAAUAAACAGUGGGCAGCCUUAUAUGGCGUCUACUGAAAGAAUGUUAAAACGUGCAGUAGAUAUUGCCUGUACUAUUUGUCAUUCUAAUGAGGAACUUAUCUCCAUUAAGAACUAUAUUGAAAAUGAAGAAGCUAAUAACUUAUUAUUAGCAUAUGAAGAGGCAUUCAGUAAACCUCAAAGCCUGAAAGACAAAUACAGCUCACAUCUCAGAACAUUAGAUACUCAAAGAUAA
Rhizopus microsporus ATCC 52813 is the source of this 309-nucleotide messenger RNA. RefSeq lists its product as uncharacterized. The coding region runs from base 1 to 309 and encodes 102 amino acids. The record is from RefSeq and is a predicted model, not a curated record. The transcript has a single exon. NCBI's taxonomy places the organism in Eukaryota, Fungi, Mucoromycota, Mucoromycetes, Mucorales, Rhizopodaceae.